CCGUUAGACGCGAGUGUCAGAUGGCAGACUAGCGUGACGUUUGAUGUAUACACAGUUGUUGUUGUUUUCCGACUUUAAUGAACGGAAUUAAAUAGUGAAAUUGCCGGCAAAAAGGAACAAAAGUGCGGCCUAGUGGACAUGGAGCAUUUCUUGCAGCCGACGGCGAAGCAAUUCACGUAACUCGUUUCAGUGCCGGUGAAAAUUUACGUCCCAACCAUGGUGCCGAUACCAGCCGAAUACAUGCCAGAUUUCUGGAAAGAGAUCGCAUCCGAAUGCUCGACGGUGGAAUUGACCUGCCUGAUGCCCAACGGGAUCAUUGUAUUGCUCACGGUCAACUACAAUGCCACCCUGGCGGCCAUCAAAGAGGACUUGUGGGACAAGGCCGAGAGGUUUCCCCUCUAUGGAAAACUGCAGACGGAUAUGUCGAAGUACCUCUUCAAGGUGGUCAAUGCCAUGGCGGAGGAGGAGGAGUUGAACGAUGAGUCGCGCAGACUGUGCGAUAUCCGGCCCACUGGCGGCGUCCUGAUCAUAUCCGAGUGCAAGCUGAACUCGGCCGACCACUCGGUCAAUGUAAUCAUCGGCAAUCUCAUCGGAAAAGGGCUACAGGAUUUCGACGCCUUCAACAGCUCCGAGAUCAACGAGUUCCGGUUCAACAUGCGACAGUUGGGCGAGCGCAUAGUGGAGACCCGGAACCAGGGCAGCACCCAGGAAAUACUGUUCUACCAGUUCCCACCCCGCAUCUCGGAAAACGACGACAGUUCGAUGCGUGACUUGUCUCGCAUGCGAGUGGCUAUCAAAUGCGACAACGAGUACAAGAACGUCGUGGAAAGCGACGAGUUCGGCGCCAAUCAAGAUACUCUGCACACGUCGUUCCAGUUCGAGGUGCCGCCCACUUUCACGCCCGAAGAACUCCUGGAGCGCAUCCUGGCCAAGAAGGCGCAACUGCUGAAGAUCAGCAACGAAAGAGUGCAGGAUUAUGUGCUGAAAGUGUGCGGCCGGGACGAGUACCUGCUUGGCGGCUACAAGCUGUGCGAGUACCAGUACGUGGAAGACUGUUUGUCGCUGUGUGCGACCCCCACGUUGGUCACAGUGCACAUUGACCGGAUACCCGUGGUGCGUAGCGACUACGGCUACCUGCACAUCAAGCCGCGCACGGAUUCCAGCUCGGGCAAGACGCUGGGCAAGAAGAAGAACCCCAAAGCGCCGCCCCAGUCCUCGUGGACAAUCCCCGACAACUAUGUGAUCACUCUGAGCACCGCCAGCAAAGUGAACUGCGACACCAAGCGCGCCUCUGAGAUCGUUAUUCAAGUGGGCCUGUUUCACGGCGGCAAGCCCUUGUGCCAGGCCGUGCGGACUGAAGAGCAGGCGGUGUCCGAACGAGGCGAAGUGGAUUUUGAAACGGCCAUCGAGUUCGACAUCCAGGUCUGCAACAUCCCACGCAACGCCAAACUGUGCUUUGCCCUGUGCGAGAUAAACCGACUCGUUAAGGGGACCAAGUCGCGCAAACCCAAAGAGCCAAAGGACAACCAACUGAACCCGAUCGCGUGGGCCAACAUGUCCGUCUACGACUACAAAGGCCAGUUACGGACUGGCGCCAUGACCCUCUACAUGUGGACAUACGCCGAAGACGUCAUGUCCGAUGAGGUGCUUCAUCCGCUGGGCACCACAGUGAGCAACCCCAACACGGGCUACGCCACUGCUUUGACCUUGGUGUUUCGAAGCUUUUCCGAAGAGAAAGUCAUCGUCUACCCGAGCAAUGACGAGGUGCUCAAGUACGCCAACAGCUUGGAGGAGCAGCCCAUGGAGCCUCUAGACCAGGAGACCAAGGAGAAUCACCGCAAGCUGAUGAACGACCUGGAGAACUUGUACGACAUCCACGAUCAGGAUCGAAAGAACAUGUGGCGACACCGCCGCUACUGGAUGAUGCACAUGCCCGACAUUUUCCCCAAGUUGCUGUCUUGCAUCGACUGGGACAAGCGCGAAGAGGUCAGCCAGGCCAUUGCUUUGCUGGAAGAGUGGCCGAUGUUGCCGGUAGAAAAGUCCUUGGAGCUCCUGGACUAUGCCUAUGCGGACCCGCAGGUGCGCCGCUUUGCCGUGCUCAAGUGUCUCAGACACGUCUGCGACGAAGAUCUGCUGCUCUACCUGCUGCAACUGGUCCAAGCCAUCAAGCACGAGCUGUACCAUGAGUGCGAUUUGGUCAAGUUCCUGAUCGAGCGGGCUCUCAGCAACCAAAGAAUCGGCCAUUUUCUCUUCUGGCAUCUGCGGUCCGAGAUGCAAGUGCCAUCAGUAUCAGUGCGGUUCGGGCUGAUUCUGGAGGCGUACUGUAGGGGCAGCCAGGAGCACAUACCGAUUCUGCAGCGACAGCUGAAGGCCGUGGAGAAUCUGAAAAAAGGCACUGAGGUGGUGCGGAGCGUGCAGAGCAAGGAGAAGGCCAAGACGGCGCUCAAGCGAUACCUGAGCAGCGUCGGCGAAGAGAUGGUGCGCAGCCCCUUGGAGCCCAGCUACCGGUGCAGCCGGAUCAAAGUCCAGGACUGUAGCGUGAUGGACAGCAAGAUGCGCCCGCUCUGGAUCGUAUACGAGAACUCCGACCGCUACGGUGAGGAUGUUUACAUAAUCUUCAAGAACGGAGACGAUCUGCGACAGGACAUGCUCACUCUGCAAAUGCUCAAAAUCAUGGACCGACUUUGGAAGCGCGAAGGACUCGAUCUGAAGAUGAACCCAUACAAUUGCAUUUCAUUGGAGCACCGAGUGGGCAUGAUCGAGGUGGUGCUGAACGCCGAAACAAUCGCCAACAUUCAGAAGGAGAAGAACAGCGCCGUUGUUGCCAACUUGUACAAACAUUCCAAGAAGGACUCCAUCCUGGCUUGGCUGAAGGACUACAACACGACUGAGAGGGCGCUGUCCAAGGCCAUUGAAGAGUUCACGUUGUCCUGUGCCGGCUACUGCGUGGCCACAUACGUGCUGGGCAUCGCCGAUCGACACUCGGAUAACAUCAUGAUAAAGAAGAGCGGCCAGCUUUUCCACAUCGACUUUGGCCACAUUCUCGGCCACUUCAAGGAGAAGUUCGGCAUUAAACGGGAGCGCGUCCCCUUUGUGCUCACCUACGACUUUGUCUACGUGAUCAACAAGGGCCAGGACAAGUCCAGCAGUGCAUUGGAGUUCAAGAUAUUCCAGGACUGGUGCGAACGGGCCUUUAUGAUCUUGCGCAAGCACGGCAACUUGAUCCUUUCCCUCUUUGCAAUGAUGAUCUCCACGGGCCUGCCGGAGCUCAGCUGCGAGAAGGACCUGCAAUACUUAAGGGAAACGCUGGUGUUGAGCAAAACCGACGCGGAGGCUUUGGAACAUUUCAAGACCAAGUUUGACGAAGCCCUUUCAAACUCGUGGAAAACGUCCCUGAACUGGGCGGGGCACAACUUCUCCAAGAACAACAAGCCGUAAUCGGCCCCAUUUUGUACAUAUUUAGGUUGUAAGAGUGAUAAAGAGCGAUGUGCCAA
Messenger RNA from Dendroctonus ponderosae (mountain pine beetle), 3494 nucleotides. It is a transcript of the gene Pi3K92E, whose product is annotated as phosphatidylinositol 4,5-bisphosphate 3-kinase catalytic subunit delta isoform. Gene Ontology annotation, biological process: cell migration; phosphatidylinositol-mediated signaling; phosphatidylinositol-3-phosphate biosynthetic process. Gene Ontology annotation, molecular function: 1-phosphatidylinositol-3-kinase activity; 1-phosphatidylinositol-4-phosphate 3-kinase activity. The record is from RefSeq and is a predicted model, not a curated record. Gene Ontology annotation, cellular component: phosphatidylinositol 3-kinase complex; cytoplasm; plasma membrane. Bases 217 to 3438 code for a protein of 1073 amino acids. Lineage: Eukaryota; Metazoa; Arthropoda; Insecta; Coleoptera; Curculionidae. The transcript is spliced from 17 exons.